AUGGCUGGGACUGCAAAACCCAAAAAGACAACAAACCUCAAACAAGGUGCAGUUAUAAAACUAAAAAAUGAUGAUUGUGAGAGUCUUGCAAGAAGAACAUGGGAUCUGCAUCGAUUGCUCGAACCAUGGCCGAUAUUGCGUGGUUGUGUUGCAGAGGGAAGUUUGAGGGAGAAGGAGAAGAUGAUGUCCAUUAGAGAUUCACUCAAAGAUGUUCACAACAUUCUUAUCUUCUUGCAGGGGCUGAAAUCAAGCCAAAACAAGCAAAGGGAUGAUGCAUUAUCCCAUUUGGAAGAAAGCAUAAAGAUUGUGAUACAAAGAAUAAAUGAAUACCCAAAAAAGGGAAGGAAAAUGUGGAGUAAAAUUGAUGAGAAAGCCAAACACAAGAAUGUGUUGGGUAUUGAGAGCCAGAGGUCCAAUUUUGUUGUUGGUGUCGCCAGAUUUGGGGUAGAAAGCUCGAGCAGGGGCCGGAGGAAGAAUUGUGAUAGGAUGCCGAGAAAGUGGGUGGUGGAUACCUUGAUGCGCGUGUGGAGACCAGCGGCUCUCAGGGAGGCGAGCACGCGACUCAUGGCCCGAACCACCACUGAGGAGACGUUGCCGGGCCACUCGGUGGCCUCGGGCCGACCGUGGGUGAUGCGGAAUGGAGUUUUUGAGCCAGGUGUCGACGUUCAAUUGGAACUGGGAGAAAACGAGGAGGUCGGGGUUGGGAAUGCCGAUGGUGAGCUCGAUGCCUGUGUUGGCUCGAUGCCUGUGUUGGAAAAGGCCUUGAGGACUUGGAUGUUGGAGUCGCACAAGAAUAGCAAUAGGUUGGAAAAAGAUGUGGCUGCACCAUUCUUGCUUUCAAAUAUCCAUCUCGAU
Molecule: messenger RNA, 855 nt
Organism: Striga asiatica
Lineage: Eukaryota; Viridiplantae; Streptophyta; Magnoliopsida; Lamiales; Orobanchaceae
Source: the annotation of a GenBank genome assembly